Messenger RNA from Lucilia cuprina (Australian sheep blowfly), 547 nucleotides. RefSeq names its product ubiquitin-like protein 4A-B. Bases 111 to 491 code for a protein of 126 amino acids. Gene Ontology annotation, biological process: post-translational protein targeting to endoplasmic reticulum membrane. Lineage: Eukaryota; Metazoa; Arthropoda; Insecta; Diptera; Calliphoridae. The record is from RefSeq and is a predicted model, not a curated record. Gene Ontology annotation, molecular function: protein binding. The transcript has 2 exons.
UGCCAAUCUGUAAUCAUAUGUUUUUUGUCUUCUCUUCUUUUUCCAUUUCUUUUACUAAGAAAGUGAUUUACUCAUUCAUAUAAGAAAUUUUGAGAAAUAAACAAUAUAAAAUGCAAAUAAUUAUUAAAGUUUUAAAAGGACAAGAUUGUACUUUAGAUGUUACACCUACAACGACAAUUUCCCAAAUUAAACAAGAAAUUGAGCAGAUUCUAAAUAUACCACAGGCGUCACAAAAACUUUUACUUUUUGGCCGCACUUUAAACGAUGAACAAAUGUUAUCAGCCUACUCCAACAUUAAAGAUGGCACAAAACUUAAUUUAAUUGUAAUGAAACAAGAAGGAUUAAGGGAAAUAAUUUAUCGCUCUUUUCGCAAAUACUACAGUGAAAAUCAAUCGGAAGUUUUCACUAGAAGAUUUAUGGUUGAUUUUGAAGAGAAACUAAAAAACCUUAGUCUGGACGACAUCGAGCGCUUAGCUGAAAAUGUACUUUGAAUUUGUCACAAUAAACUAUAGCAUUUAAAUGUUUUAAGUGUAAAUUAUGUUUCUAA